CGCUCGUGGCGAAAUAUAGACAGGCGUAACGUAUGUUUGGACGUGAAAGAAGAACAAACAAACACACUUUGGCAUAGUAUUAGUAGCUAUGUAAUCUGUAGGAAGUUCGGGUACUACAUUUGUAUUCGAUUUAACUUGUUUCGAUAAUAGUAUUAAAUUGUGUGCGCCAUUACAAUGGUUUUCUCGACAUUGAUAAAAUUAUUUCUUUUUUAUCACUUAUUACAUGGCUGCGAUGCCAAACUAUCUCCCAUAAUAAAAGAUCUCCACGAAAGCAAAGACCUCCAACUGGUCCUGAUAGACAUGCUCAACGGCCAGGCCCGUCGACACGAUGUCACGUGUGUCGUCGUUAUUUGUGAUACUGUGUACCUGAAUGUGUUUGAUGGAGCCAUGUUUAAGAGGAUAUUGUCUGUGCCUAUGGUUAUGAUUGUCGUGGAGGAGUACGAGGAUUUAUUGUCACCAAAUUUUGACACUUUAGAGUCCUUGCGGGAAGCGCGAAUGGACGGUUGCAAUAUUUAUAUAAUUCUCUUGGCAAAUGGACUCCAAGUUUCGAGGCUUUUACGAUUUGGAGACAGGUAUCGUAUCCUCGACACUAGAGCCAAGUACGUAAUGCUGCAUGACUACAGACUUUUCCACAGCGACCUUCAUUACAUUUGGAAGCGAAUUGUCAACGUCAUCUUCCUCCGCUACCAUCGGAAGAUCACCGGUGUCCUCAAGAGCAAAGCUUGGUUUGACCUCUCCACUGUACCCUUCCCCAACCCUAUCAAAACCGUAUUUGUGUCUCGUCGAGUUGAUAUUUGGAAGAAUGGCAGGUUUCAUUACAAUAGGACGCUUUUUGCGGACAAGACCAGCAAUUUGAAUGGAGAGGCCCUGAACGUGGUCUAUUUCGAUCACGCGCCGUCUGUUGUCAUCAUGAAGAUGAAUGACUCGAGUAAAGUCAGCGGCGUAGAAAUCGAAAUCCUCAAUACUCUCUCUCAGCAAAUGAACUUCAAACCCAAACUUUACCAGCCGAACAACAUCGAAGUCCACAAAUGGGGACAGAAGCUCGCCAAUGGCACAUUCUCAGGUCUUCUCGGAGAAAUGGUGAACGGGAAAGCCGACGUGGCCCUCGGUAACCUGCAGUACAACCCUUACCACCUGGAGCUGACAGAUCUGAGCAUACCUUACACCUCACAAUGUUGGACUUUCUUGACUCCAGAAGCGUUGACUGACAACUCAUGGAAGACCCUCAUUUUGCCUUUCAAAUUAUACAUGUGGAUAGCAGUGUUGUUGGUGCUACUAAUAACUGGAAUAAUAUUCUAUGGACUUGCGAAAUAUUACAUGAACCUUCAGGAGUUGAAGAAAGAGAAACCAUUUCUAGAAUCUAACAAAAAUAUAGAAAAGCAAGAAUACGUAUUUGAGCCGAGCGAAAAACCAGUCGGCCUGUAUUUGUUUGGCGAAAUAAUUAACAGCAUCCUGUAUACUUACGGAAUGUUGCUCGUCGUGUCACUGCCGAAGUUACCUACAGGGUGGUCCAUUAGACUCCUCACAGGAUGGUACUGGUUGUAUUGUAUACUUCUUGUAGUGUCUUAUAGAGCUAGCAUGACCGCCAUUUUAGCCAACCCAGCUCCAAGAGUCACUAUAGACACGAUAAAAGAAUUAGUUGACAGCAAAGUAACGUGCGGAGGUUGGGGAGUGGAAACUAAGAAAUUUUUCGAAAAAUCAACAGACGAAACCCAAAAAAUUGGCGACAGAUUCGAAUUAGUCGACGAGCCAUUCGAAGCGGCUAACAAAAUAGCUAAAGGAGUCUACGCUUAUUACGAUAAUAAAGAUUUUCUAAAAUAUUUGAGUGUCAAAAGGAAGAACUCUUUGAUAAAUGUUGACAAGGCUGUUAAUGCAACUAUUAACGAUACAGAUAUUGUUAGCACAGAUACAGAACGAAACUUGCACAUUAUGACCGAUUGUGUUGUCAACAUACCAAUUUCUAUAGGCUUCCAUAAAAACUCACCACUGAAGCCUCUAGCUGAUAUUUAUUUAGCCAGAAUAGUUGAAGUCGGAUUGGUAGAAAAAUGGCUGAAUGAUGCAAUGAAUCCUAUCCGAGUCCAGGAAACAAACGAAAAUGAAAUAAAGGCCUUAAUGAAUCUAAAGAAGCUUUAUGGAGCAUUCAUAGCAUUAGCUAUCGGCUAUAUAUUAAGUCUUAUUGGCCUCAUUGGAGAACUUAUACAUUGGCACUGUGUAGUAAAAAGAGAUCCACAAUUUGACAAAUAUGCUUUGGAUGUCUAUUACGCAAAAAAUAAAAAGCAAUAG
Messenger RNA from Plodia interpunctella (Indianmeal moth), 2283 nucleotides. It is a transcript of the gene Ir68a, whose product is annotated as Ionotropic receptor 68a. Gene Ontology annotation, cellular component: membrane. The record is from RefSeq and is a predicted model, not a curated record. The transcript is spliced from 9 exons. Gene Ontology annotation, molecular function: ligand-gated monoatomic ion channel activity. NCBI's taxonomy places the organism in Eukaryota, Metazoa, Arthropoda, Insecta, Lepidoptera, Pyralidae. Bases 175 to 2283 code for a protein of 702 amino acids.